This is a messenger RNA of Drosophila kikkawai, 5502 nucleotides long. RefSeq lists its product as uncharacterized. NCBI's taxonomy places the organism in Eukaryota, Metazoa, Arthropoda, Insecta, Diptera, Drosophilidae. Gene Ontology annotation, molecular function: long-chain fatty acid-CoA ligase activity. Gene Ontology annotation, biological process: long-chain fatty acid metabolic process; fatty-acyl-CoA biosynthetic process. The record is from RefSeq and is a predicted model, not a curated record.
CGCCACCUGUUCCCCAAGGCCACGGCAUUGACAUUGGCCACCUUUCGCGCUUCUGGUUUGGUCUGCCAAUGGCCAAUGGAAGGCAAUACGCUGAUAAUCCCACGGCUCAGUGACGUAGCCCACGGAUACGGGCAGUGCAGCAAGACGGUAUUUAUAGAUGCAACGAGAACCGAGGGAGCUCUCUGGGGCUAAGAGAGAGAUUUUCGGAUUUAAAUGGCCAAGAUAUGGUAAGAACGGCGAUUGAAUUCGUAGAUAUAUGAGGGAGAAUAUGGCGAGCACACAAUUGAAUCAGGAAUAAGUGGUUAAUAAUUCUCUUGGAUAACGAGUAAGUCGUCCAAUGGGCUAAAUCGAGGUAAAUGGAAAACAUAGGUUACGAACAUAAACUGAAGCUAAAGAUUGUUGUGUUAACCCUAUCUACAUAGCUUACCAUAAUGCAUUUAAACCCUUAUUUCCGCAAAUGCAUUUAUUGAGUAUACGCCAUGUUGCCGUAGGAUGAUUUUACUAAUAAACCCAAUGCAAAAUCUGACUAAAUCAGGCUUUUUAAAAUUAUUUAAAUAAAUUAUUUUGGCUGUCUAAUAUUUACAGGAACUAUAGAUAGAUGGAACUAAUUUAUUUGCGAUUGGGAAAUUGCCAUUCUCAAUAUCAAAAUUAAACAGGCUAUUGAUUUGCACAGGAUUUUAUUUGUUAAACAACUAGUGAGCCUUGAUUAAAUUGAUUCUGUUACAAUUUCGAUGUACAUAGUUGGCCAAUAAAUAAACCUAGCUAAACAUCCUUUAUGUUGAAAUAUUUACUUUCUCCAUGUUAGUACUUUUUUUUUGGAAACUCAACCAGGAACUAAACAUCUUUAAUAUAACUACCUAGCUCCAUGCAUAUUUAACCAGCAUGGCUGUUCCCUCCGCCCACGCCACCUUAACUUCCAUCUUUAAUUACUGCCACAGCUCAGCAGGUCUAAUCGGAAUGGAAUACAUUUAACGGCCUUCCGCCUGUCUGCGCUCCAAAGAAAAAGAAAAAUGUCCGAGUCUGAUUUCUUCAUAUGCUAAUUACAGUUAUCAAAAAGUUUCUCUGGCGCUGGCAUUGGACACGACACUGGACACUGGAAACUCAAUGCAUACAUAAUGAGUCCUCCUACUUUUCCUGCUGCUGCCUCAGAUUCCAGAUACCAGCCAGGAAGCAAAAAGAGAUGGGAAAGUACACCGGUCGGUGGCACCUAAUUAAAUUAGAUGUUUUAUAUUAUGGUGAGCCGUAAGUGAAACCGAUAUCAGCAGCCGGCAACCGAAAUGAAAAGGAAAGCCCCAGCUCUGCCAGGGGGACUCAACAAGUCGCAAUCUGCACAUGGCAACGAGCAUGAAAACAAAUUAGAACUGAAAAGUAUGAAAUAAGCUCAUAAAAUUACGCUCUCACAUGCUUUGGAACGAAAGGAACGGGGACAGGUGACCCGUUGCCGGAGGCGAGGGCAACAAAGUCCUGCCGCUCCGGACAUUUGCUGCAGGUGCUCCGGCCGAGAGUUGCAGCUGAAGGACUCCGAGUCGGAGUCGGACAGACACUUUGAAUUUAAACGAAAUGGGCGGACUUUCCGGGACUGUCUAAAUACAUACAUAAGGUCGGGACGGAUCUACGGGGAUGAGACGCAGGGGCUAGAAGCCAGGAGCUGGGAGCUGCCUCUGUAAAAGUGCGGAACUUUAAUUAAGUUUUGGUUCUCCCAGCUGACUGACAUCUUGAAUUACAAAUGAAAAACUUGUGUGCAGCAGCAGAAGGAAAGCAGCAAAGGAAACGGGCCAAAGAAGCGACACGGAAAAAGGACGAAUAAAAAGGCAGGACUAGGAAAAAAGCAGUGCAUAAUAACACACUGAACUGCAAGAGGUGGAGCUGCAGCAAAAAGGCAGCUUCUGCAACAGAAUGCGAAUAAGUUGCACAGCCAGCAAUUCAGCGAAGGAAAAUAGAGCGCAGCCCCCACGGAUGGACAGCCCCGAGUCACUGGGCGGGAAACCCAAACAACUACCUUAGCCAUUUACUCAGUUAGCCAUUUGGCCAGCUGGCUAGUUAGCCGCCAUAAGAAUACCCAACUAAAUGGGACCGCGAGUUUCCACCAACCGGCGCGCCGGUUCCUUAAAGUCCGGGUAUCUUGAGAAUCGAACAAGAGCCGCAGCGACAAAAAUAGUUUCAUUCAUGCCGAGCCAAGAAAAUUAUGCGCCAAGACCCAAACUACGGAAUACCCUUGGGUAUCGCGAUUAUCAACUUCCAUUUCCUCUGAUCUGUGUAAAUCCCAGGCACUGGUGACGUCUGCUUACGUUAGUUUCGGCUGCGAAAUAAUAUUUAUCCAGGUAACAGAUAAGAUAGCACGAUGGUGGCUACAAUUAAAUCAAAGUACAGAGUCUGUAAGUCUUGAAUUGGGUGCAACAGUCCUCGAAUUUUAGACAAUUCAUUCGUUAAGGCUUAAAGUACAUUCCGGUUUACAUUAAGGUUUAUGUGUUAAUAUUUAAUAUUACAACUAGAUUCCAGGUCUUGAUACAGAGCAACUAGUCGUCUGUUCAAGUAUGAAGCUUCAUCCGUAGCCGAACUUCAUCAUCAGCAGCCCUGCCACAGAAUUUGGUUUUAGUUCACGUGCCACCGGGAACGGAAAGUUGAUUUUCCCUGCCGGCUGCCUGCUGCCUGCUGCCGAAUGUCGACUGCCGUAGCUGGAAAAUCAGGAAACAGAUGUUUGCAAAUAUCUUGCGAGAGAACUUUUUCGCCAAGGUAUUUAAAUAACGUUCUCGCUGCACCAACUUUUUGUCAGCCGCAGCGCAGAAAAAGGGAAAUAAAACCUGAAAAGCGCAGAGAAUUGAGCAUAGAGGGCUGGCCGAAAGGAAACCCAUUCAAUUUCGCUGAAUUGGGCAGAUUUCGUUUGAAGGGAAUUUCCCGAAUUAUCUUGGGUACGCUCAAUGGGAUAUCAUGCUGCAUUCAUAUCGAAGCGCCGCCUACAUAUACUUUUAAAUAAACCCAACUGAGCACCUUAAGAGCGCGUGUCAAUGCCGAUAAUCCCCACUGGUGACUAAUUAAAAUGUUGGGUAAAAAAUGCUCAAACUUUCCAUUCCAUUUCUGAUAUCACGAUGUCGGACGUCUUGAGGUAUCCCUGGUACAAAGUCCAAAUUGUAUUUACCAAACGCCCCUUAGGAAGUCGAAGAGCUUGUUUAAUCUAUUUGAUAUGCCGGCAGACCCCACAGGGUCUGCCCUUUAUCAAAAUAAACUCAGGCAAAAGAAAAUGCUUAUGAUAUUUAUCUUUAUCAUGGGGUUUGACAAUCUGCUUGAAUGUUCGGAAAGCCCCAAGGCAACGGCUUGUGUUUAUAAAUAAAAUAGUCGCAGCUAUUUCCUUCCUGUAAUUGUGACCCAAAGCGGCAACAGUCCCAGUCAAGAUUACAUAAAGCCCUGAUAGAGGGAAAUCCGAGACCCGGAACGCAGAUAAACUGUGAGGAAAUUAGGGAUGGAUGGUCGUUGCCAUUGACUGGUCAAUGGCCAAAAUUUAAUAACGCUUAUCGUGACUAAGGACACCCUUCAAUUAAUGAAGCCCGCACAAGCAAUCCGAUUAACUUUGAAUAAUAUAUGCAUACACGGGCCAACUUUGGUCACUAGUGUUUAUCUUUCAUUGAUACCUUGCACUUAACCUAGGCCAUGCUUAUCGCCGGCGAUAAGCCCCGUGGGAUCCGCGUCUUUAUAAGUAGGCCCGUCGCCUGGACAGCCCACAGAUACCGGACGAUCUUUCGGGUGUGCACUGAAACUCUCAACUCGCAGCAAACAUGUCCAAGUUACCCUGCAGCUACGACGCGGAGAAGCGGAUCUGGAAGGGCAUGCCCCAGUACAGCCCCUUCAAGCCGGACACCUCCCUCGGUCGUGUCAUCUUCAGGAACAUGAGGAACUGGCCCCAGAAUGUCUGCCAGAUUUCAGACACCGAGGGCGUGGAGGUCACAUUCGGUCAGGCUCUCAGCUGGGCUGUUCGCAUCGCACAGCACCUGAAGAGCCGUGGCCUGGACCACAAGGAUAUCAUUGGCAUCUCCGCCAAGAACACUACCUAUGUGAUGCCCAUCGCAGUGGCCUGUUUCUUCCAUGGAACACCCUUCCAGUCGGCGAACCCCAUUCUGGAAGAAUCCACACUCAAGCACUUGUACACCAUCUCCAAGCCAAAGGUAAUCUUCACUGAUGCCGUGCACUAUGAGAAAUUGUACUCGGCCACUAGCGACUUCAAGCCAGAGAUUAUCCUUACCACCGGCACUAAAGAGGGCGUCCUCAGCAUACAGGAUCUGCUGCAUCCAACGAAGACGGAGUUCUACUACCAGCCAACUCCCUUGAAGGAAGGACCCAAGCAGACGGUGGCCAUCCUUACUUCCUCCGGCACCACUGGAAUGCCCAAGGCUGUGUGCAUCUCCAACGAUAUCCUGAUUCAGGAGACUGUCUUCGUCAACUCCAGCGACACCAUCUUCAUCUCGGCCAGCCUGGACUGGAUCACGGGUCUGUGGGCCACCAUCUUCAGCACCGUUAACGGGUGCACACGCAUCAUCAGCAGCAAGCCCUUCACCGCAGACUACUUUGUUUACCUGGUGAGCAAGUACCGCAUCACGUACGCCCUGAUCCCGCCGGAGCACUGCUGCGCCCUGUUGGACUGCCCCACGGCCACGCCGGAGGCUCUGGGCAGUCUCACCAAGCUGAACUUUGGCGGCGGCCGGAUGACGCAGGCCACCGUGGAGAGGAUCAAGAAGCUGGCGCCCAACGGAGUGCUAAACUCCUCGUACGGCAUGACUGAAGUGGGCUUCAUUGUGUUUAAUCAUGGACACUUGAAGCUGACUGCGGCUGGCAACCCACUGCCGGGCAUCCAGGUGAAGAUCGUGGACGACGACGGCAACAGCUUGGGCCCGAACCAGACUGGCGAGAUCGUCGUGCACAACGGCUUCAACUGGAACGGGUACUUCGCGGACCCCGUGGCCACCAAGGAGAUGCAGGACGAGGAGGGCUGGUUUCACACCGGCGACAUGGGUUAUUUCGACGAGGACGACUACCUGUACAUGACCGACCGCAAGAAGGAGGUGCUCAAGUGGAAGGGCCUGCAGAUGUGGCCUGCCGAGGUGGAGGCGGUCAUCGACGAGAUGCCAGAGGUGAAGCGCGUCUGCGUCAUCGGCAUCUACGAUGAGACACAGGGCGACGUCCCCGGAGCCCUGAUUGUCCGCGAGGAUAACGUAACCCUCACCGCCCAGCAGGUAAUAGACCACGUGGCCAAGCGACUUCCCGACAUCCAGAAGCAGUUGCGCGCUGGCGUCCAGUUCGCGGAUGAGAUCCCGCAGAACCACAACGGCAAGGCCGUGCGACGCUAUGCCCGUGACCUGUUCGUCGCCCUGUCCAAGAAGAACUGAAAGCGCAACCAUGCUUAAUGAAGUCCAAGUCCAAGUUUAAUUAUAAGUUCUUUAGGUUAGGGAUACUGGCUGAUCCUUUUGAAAUUGAAUCGCUUUUUUAAACGCUUGCUAAAAGUCACUCGCAACU